Messenger RNA from Medioppia subpectinata, 2036 nucleotides. The record is from the annotation of a GenBank genome assembly. Lineage: Eukaryota; Metazoa; Arthropoda; Arachnida; Sarcoptiformes; Oppiidae.
GUGACGUCUAACGAAAAUAUGGCACAAAUAUAGCACUCAAUUGACUGUCGAUUGCAUUCAUGCUAUGAAUGAGUGAAUGACUACUCAUUUAAUUGUGAUUGAAAUCAAAUCAAUUGAUUGUUUCGUUUGAAACAAUUUGAAUGAGAGUUUAGUAUUGAAGCAAAUAAUGGACACAAUCUCUGCCAUCGAGUCUAACGUCGAGCCAAUCGUUUCCGUAAGAAAUGCCUUUCAAUGACAAGUCGUUAACCCAUUUGUUGUGACUCUGAGGUCGUGUCCACUCCUAUACUCUUCGCCCCAAUUGUCACAAACACUUCCCUAUUGUCGAUAUGAUAGCACUUGAGGCCAAUCUAACCAUCAUUUUAUGUCAUCAAUAGAUGAAUCUAUUUGUCACUACUUUUACUCAUUUUUAGACCCAUUGUUGAGAUGUUUUUUGUCCCAAAAACUAGUGAUUUAUAUAUGAAUUAAUUGAUUGAAAGGUAUUGUCGAUGACUUCGCUCUUUAAGCCACGGGAGGAACAGCUGAGCGAAGAGUCGAAUGGUGUGUAUAUGAAGACCAAAGAGGACUGUAUGAAGCACUUUGACUCGUGGUGUGAAUCGGAUCAGACAGACUUUGUCCAGUUCUUGCUGUCGAAGAUGUCUCACUGCCAACACUCGCAAAUCAAUUGUUAUCUCAAACCAAUGCUUCAAAGAGAUUUCAUUUCGUUACUCCCGAAGAAAGGGUUAGAUCACGUCGCGGAGACUGUGCUCUCCUAUUUGGACGCCAAGUCUUUAUGUUCAGCAGAACUGGUCUGCAAAGAGUGGUAUAGAGUUAUCUCUGAGGGUAUGCUUUGGAAGAAACUCAUCGAAAGUAGAGUCCGAACCGAUUCUCUGUGGAGAGGACUAUCACACAGGAGAGGAUGGGUGCGAUACCUGUUUAAGCCGAGCUCUGGUGAACAACAUCCCGAUCACAUGUUUUAUCGGCGAUUAUUUCCUAAAAUAAUUCAAGACAUCGAAAGCACUGAAAACAACUGGAGAUCCGGAAGACAUAAUCUUCAGCGCAUUAAUUGUAGAUCUGAAGCGAGUAAAGGAGUCUAUUGUCUACAAUACGAUGACCACAAAAUCAUUAGUGGUUUAAGAGAUAAUACAAUUAAGAUAUGGGACAGGACUACACUUCAGUGCUCUAAGAUCCUGACCGGACACACGGGUUCUGUACUGUGUCUACAGUACGACGAAAGAGUGAUAAUCAGUGGUUCGAGUGAUGCGACGGUUCGUGUCUGGGAAGUGGGUUCCGGACAGAUGGUCAACACUUUGAUACAUCACUGCGAAGCUGUGCUGCACUUGCGGUUCAACAACGGAAUGAUGGUCACCUGUUCUAAGGACAGGUCCAUCGCUGUUUGGGACAUGACUUCGCCAACAGAUAUAAACCUGCGGCGAGUUCUGGUCGGCCACAGAGCGGCUGUUAAUGUGGUUGACUUCGACGAGAAGUACAUUGUUUCGGCUUCUGGUGACCGAACCAUUAAAGUCUGGAACACUUCUAACUGUGAAUUUGUGCGGACUCUUAAUGGACACAAACGAGGCAUCGCUUGCCUUCAAUAUCGGGACCGACUUGUGGUGAGCGGCAGCUCUGAUAAUACCAUUCGAUUGUGGGACAUCGAGUGCGGGACGUGUUUGCGAGUAUUGGACGGACACGAAGAACUGGUCCGUUGUAUUCGAUUUGAUAACAAACGUAUAGUUAGCGGAGCUUAUGAUGGUAAAAUAAAAGUAUGGGAUUUGGCGGCAGCGUUGGACCCGCGCUCACCCAACGGUACGCUGUGUUUGCGAACUCUUGUUGAACACACGGGUAGAGUAUUUCGGCUACAGUUCGAUGAGUUCCAAAUCGUGAGCUCUUCACACGACGACACUAUACUUAUAUGGGAUUUCCUGAGUCCCGAACCGCCGGCUCCGACCCCUAAAAGCCUGAACUCGCCCUCUCGGCCGUCAUAUUCUUUUAUUGCCUCAUAACCACUGAUUAUUAAUAUAUAUAAUGCUUUUAAUUAAUAAUUGUAUUAAUCAACGAUA